UUCACCCAUGCACAUCCUCCUCGCGUGGUUCUGGUGACAGAGUCACGGUUUCCCGGUUCCACAGCAAGCGCACCUGAGUUUGUCCCAUUCAACUCACAUACUUUUUAACUUUCCUCCUUUCUCUCUCUCCCUGCACUCAUCAACACCUCAAACACGCGACGUUUGUAGUAAAAUAAUCAUCGGUUAAACCUUCGCAGGACUGGAGAACUGGAAAUGAAGAGAGAUUUGACGUGUUUCUGUCGGAUUUGGGUUGGGAUCGUUGCUGCUUCAGGUCUGGUGAUUGGCUACUCUAUGACUCCGCCCACCAUUGACAGCCACAAAGAAGACCUCGUGAUCCACGCAGAUGAAACACUGACCAUCACAUGCAGGGGUCAGCGUACUCUGUCCUGGGUGUGGCCUGAGACGACCCUGGUGGGAGAGGAGCUGACUGACCGUCAGACCGGACCCAGGCCCAGCAGAGCCCCAGGGAGAGAGGCCGAGACUGGGUCUGGAACCCUCAUCCUGGAGUGUCCAGGGGAGCCUGGAAGGCCCUAUUGCAAGACCCUGGUUCUCACUGGAGCUAAAGGGAAUGAUACAGGGUACUACCGCUGUUACUACAGAGAUGUCAAGGCUGUCAUCGACGGGGCCACGGCUGCUACUCUAUAUGUGUUUGUCAGAGAUUUGGAGCAGCCUUUCCUCAGGAGAAACGGAGGAAGCAACGGGGACCUGGAGACCAUCUUCAUAUCAAGAUCCUCCACUCACGUCACAGUACCUUGUCUAGUCACUGUGCCCGACCUCAACGUCACACUUUAUCUGUGGGAGACGAUACCUAUGCUCCUGGAGGAUGAGGGGAUGGUGUGGGACAGUAAAAGAGGCUGGUCCAUCCCUAGACAAACCUUAGACUCCAGACCUUUCCUCAUUGGGAUUUACUGCGAAGCUACACGACAAGGGAGACACUACCGCUCUACUCUCUACCUGGUGCAGUCCACAGGAAGUCAGGUUUACGACUUCAAGCUCUAUCCAGAGGACUCAGUGGAGCUGUUCGUGGAGGAAGCACUGACGCUCAACUGUACCGCCACAGUGGAGUUUAACACCCUGGUCGAGUUCCAGUGGUCCUAUCCUGGAAAACAGAUGAACAGUACAGUGGGCAUAGUGCACAAGCGUAAUUCUCUCUCUCGGUUCACGGAGGCCGUCAGCAUCCUGACCAUCCAAAGCGUCAACGUCACCGACACCGGCACUUACACCUGCUCUGCCAUCAGCGUGGAAAAAAUGGAUCUGGAAACACAAGUCAUCGUGUAUGAGAAACCAUUCAUCAGCCUAGACUACAUGAGCGGCCCGGUCGUCGAGGCAACAUCAGGACAGAAGUCUUUUAAACUGUUAGUCAAGGUGUCGGCAUACCCCAGACCUGACAUACAGUGGUAUAAAGGUGAUAAGUUGAUCAGCCGUCGUCCAGAGUUCAACAGGAUGCGUCUCCAUCAGCACUAUAACUUAGAGAUCAGAGACGUUCACCCUGAGGAUGCUGGGAACUACACCGUCGUCCUCAAGAACACCGCCUCCCCGCUGGAGAGGAGACUCACCAUCACACUCAUCAUCAACGUUCCCCCUCAGAUCCAUGAGAAGGAAAUAGCGACACCCUCUAACCCGUAUAGCCGUGGCAGCAGACAGACCCUCAUCUGUACAGGGUACGGACUCCCCGCCCCCAACAUCACCUGGCAGUGGAGGGCAUGGAGCCCCUGUGGCCUCAACAGCACCCAACGCCUGGAAGACAAACACCCACACCUAUUGGGGAGAACUAAUCUGCAGCCUCUGCCAUGGAGUCGGAGGGAUCGUAAAGGGCGUAGCGACAGCGUCUCAGACUGUCAGAACUGGCAGGACCUGGACUCACAGAACACCGUUAAUAGAAUAGAAAACAUCGAGACGUCAGUCGAAGUGGUGGACGGGAGGCAGAAGAUAGUCAGCAGACUGGUGAUCCAGAACGCCAGUGUAUCAGUCAUGUAUAAAUGUACUGCUAACAACAAAGUGGGUAAAGACCAGAAGCUGAUAUACUUCUAUGUGACCACUAUCCCAGAAGGGUUCAGUGUAGAGCUGGGUCCGUCUGAGGAACCUCUGGAGCAGGAGGAGGUGUCGCUAAGCUGCAUCGCUGACAACUACACCUACGAACAGCUCACCUGGUACAGACUGGACCCGCAGGCGCUGCAGGAUGAGCGUGGUAAACCCCUGGAGCUGGACUGUCGUAGUGUCCACCUGUACGCUGACCGCCUGGAUGGACAACUGACCUAUCAGGAGCAGUCUAACAGCUGGGUCCUGGAGAUGACUAUAGCGAGCAUCACGCUACAGGAUGAAGGGAACUAUGUCUGUGAGGUUCAGAAUAGGAGGAGCCGAGAGAAACACUGUCUACGCAAAUACAUAUCGGUUAAAGCUCUAGAAGCCCCCUGGUACAGACACAACCCAGCCAAUCAGACACUGAAUGUCAGUGAGUCUCUCCUGAUGGAGUGUGAUGUAGUGGGAACUCCUUCACCACACCUCUCCUGGUUCAAAGACAACCAGCCCCUGCACCAAAUGUCAGGACUGCAGCUACAGGACGCCAACAGGACGUUGAGUAUCCAGCGAGUCAGAGAAGAGGACGCCGGUCUCUACACCUGCACCGCCUGUAAUCAGAGGGGCUGCGCACACUCCUCCGCUGCUGUCACAGUGCUGGGUUCUAGUGACAGGGCUAACUUGGAGAUCAUGAUUCUGAUUGGGACGGGUGUCAUCGCUGUGUUCUUCUGGGCUCUACUCCUUCUCAUCUUCUGCAACGUCAAACGGGUGAACCCAGCAGACAUAAAGACAGGCUAUCUAUCCAUCAUAAUGGACCCAGGGGAGGUUCCUCUGGGUGAGCAGUUUGAAUACCUCCCCUACGACUCCUCCCAGUGGGAGAUAUCUAUGGACAAACUACAACUAGGGAAGGUGUUGGGUCAUGGAGCGUUUGGGAAGGUCAUCGAGGCCUCCAUCUUUGGCAUCAGCCAGAACAACAGCCUGGACACUGUGGCGGUGAAGAUGCUGAAAGAGGGAGCGUGUGCCAGUGACCACAAGGCUCUGAUGUCAGAGCUGAAGAUCCUGAUCCACAUUGGGAAUCAUCUUAACGUGGUCAACCUCCUGGGGGCAUGCACCAAACCCAGCGCCCCCCUCAUGGUGGUGGUGGAGUACUGCAAGUAUGGGAACCUGUCCAACUACCUGAGAGCCAAGAGAGAGUUCUUCCUACCUUACAGGGACCGCUCCCCUAAGACUCAGAGCCAGGUGAGACGCAUGAUAGAGGCGGGACAAGUGGAGCAGAGAGCCCGCCUCCCACCUUCCCCGUCCUCCUCCUCUACUGGCAGCCUCCAGAAUCAGUCACCCAGCAAGUCCAAUCAGAAGAGCCACACUCCUGCUGUGGAGAAAAUGGAAGAUCUAUGGAAGACUCCUCUCACUAUAGAAGAUCUGAUUUGCUAUAGUUUCCAGGUGGCCAGGGGAAUGGAGUUCCUGGCCUCACGAAAGUGUAUCCACAGGGACCUUGCAGCGAGGAACAUCCUGCUGUCAGAGAACAACGUGGUGAAGAUCUGCGACUUCGGCCUGGCGAGAGACAUCUACAAAGACCCCGACUACGUCAGGAAAGGCAGCGCCCGUCUGCCACUGAAGUGGAUGGCUCCAGAGAGUAUCUUUGACAAGGUCUACACCAGCCAGUCUGACGUCUGGUCCUUUGGUGUUCUUCUCUGGGAGAUCUUCUCUCUGGGUGCAUCUCCGUACCCAGGUGUCCAGAUCGAUGAGGACUUCUGUAAACGACUGAAAGAUGGAACCAGGAUGAGAGCUCCUGAAACAGCAUCUCCUGAGAUCUAUGGUAUAAUGCUGGCCUGCUGGCAGGGCGAGCCCCGAGAGAGACCUCCCUUCCAAGCCCUGGUAGAUAUCCUGGGAGACCUACUACAGGACGACAGCCUACCAGAUGGUAAGGACUACAUCCCCCUGAAUCCAUCCCAGAGCUCUGAGGAAGACAGCUUCUUUCACGCCUCAUCACGACCCGCUUCACAGGAGGAGAUGAGACUGGCCUGUCACAGCAUACCCAUCAGGUAUUAUAACUGUGUGCCCUUCGCUGGCUGUGUGUUCGUGGGGCCGUCGAAGCUGUCGUCAUGCCAACCCAGAGUGAAGACAUUUGAGGAGCUACCAAUGGAAACGGCCUGGUAUAAAACCCACAACAACGGAGACAACCAGACAGACAGCGGGAUGGUUCUGGCGUCGGAGGAGUUUGAGAUGAUUCAACACAAACACAGAGGAGCCAAUAGGAGUACAGAGCGCCUGGUGGUGGUAGAGUCCAGCGGUAGCUCCGUUAGUUCCAGACACCGACCAGCCUUCCUCUCCCAGCUCUCUGGCCAGACCUUUUACAACAACGAGUAUGGUCAGCUGUCAGAGGAGGGCAGGGUCCUGGACUUCUUCUCCUCCCCUGAUGAUACAUGCUGCCCCUCCUCCUCCAACCUGUGAUUGACUAGUGGGUUAGCCCCUCCUCCUCCAACCUGUGAUUGACUAGUGGGUUAGCCCCUCCUCCUCCAACCUGUGAUUGACUAGUGGGUUAGCCCCUCCUCCUCCAACCUGUGAUUGACUAGUGGGUUAGCCCCUCCUCCUCCAACCUGUGAUUGACUACAGUGGGUUCCAAUAGUUCAGAUUCCAGUCUUGCUAGACACAAGGGUUGGGAUUAUAUUGUAGUAUAUAUACUCAAUCACAUCUCCUUCCCUCUCUUCCUUGCUGUCACUCCUUCCCUUCUCCAUGGCCACACCGGCCCAUACUGGACUUCGCCGUCAGUACCUGCAGUUCUUUAAUCAACCACUGGGUGGCAGUAUGUCAAAACCAAGUUAUGAUAUAUCAACCACAGUUCAGAUGUGUGUCUGUAUACAGAGUAAGCUUUUGAUUAUUUGUAAAAAAAAUAAAAUAAAAAAAAUGAAAAUAAAGAAAUAUAUCUUCUUUA
This is a messenger RNA of Oncorhynchus gorbuscha (pink salmon), 4948 nucleotides long. Its product is annotated as vascular endothelial growth factor receptor 3-like. Gene Ontology annotation, cellular component: signaling receptor complex. Lineage: Eukaryota; Metazoa; Chordata; Actinopteri; Salmoniformes; Salmonidae. Gene Ontology annotation, molecular function: ATP binding; transmembrane receptor protein tyrosine kinase activity. The record is from RefSeq and is a predicted model, not a curated record. Gene Ontology annotation, biological process: multicellular organism development; protein phosphorylation; positive regulation of kinase activity.